CUCUUUUGAUUAUCGUUUUCUUAUUUGUUUUUUUCGAUCGAGCAAGCGGAUCCAUCAAAGCAGAGGAACCUGUGCUCUUCUUUCUCCAUUUUUUAUUGAAGAAACUGGAAGUCUUGGAUAUCAUUUCUUGUUGAGAGAUAACCUUAAAAGUCUUUUGUAGAGCAAGAAACUUGGAAGCCCUAAAAUGUUGAAGAAACUGGUAGCGAUUGCCUCUAAAAAGACUACAGUGGGUGGUCUUGGACCUUAUGAUGUAAAUCCACGUCUUGUUUAUCAUUAUGGGAUACCAGAAGGAUCUGAAACUUUAGCUUUGGACUCUAUUCAGAAUAUUCUUGCGAUUUCUACCAAGGAUGGUCGAAUCAAAUUGGUUGGUGUAGAUCAAGCUCAAGUUUUACUGGAGUCUACUGAAGGAGCCCCUAGCAAGUUUCUUCAGUUUCUGGAGAAUCAAGGAAUCCUCUUGAAUGUAACCACCAAAAAUCAAAUCGAGGUAUGGGACAUUGACAAGAAGGAAUUGUCUUUCAUGUACACUUUCGAGGAAGAAAUAACCUCAUUUACGGUCAUACAAGGAAGUCACUUUAUGUAUAUUGGUAACUCCCUGGGAAACAUUUCAGUCAUGAAGUUUGAUAGAGAAUCUUGCCAGCUCAUACACAUGCAGUAUACUAUUCCUUUGUCAGCAUCUCGGGGGUCAAUGUCUGAAACCUCUGAAGACACUUCCGUAGCUUAUAUACUGCCUCAGCCUUUGGCUGAAACUCGGAGGACUCUUGUAAUUUUCGGAAGCAGUCGUAUCAUUGUUUGGGAUACCAUGGAGAGCAAAGUCAUUGCCGUGAAUGGUAGCAGCUCACUACAGUCCUGUCAUGAAUCAAACAAGAGAGUAACUUCUGCAUGUUGGGCCUGUCCUGUUGGAACUAAAGUUGUUGUUGGUUAUAGCAGUGGAGAAAUUUGCCUUUGGAGUAUCCCACCAAGUUCAACUCCAACAUUUGCCCCUUCCGGGAAUAAAAAUGAGCGCCUUAAUAAUCAAAUUUUGCCUUUGUCAAAACUUAAUCUUGGUUACAAGAUGGACAAAGUUCCGAUUGUUUCAUUGAAGUGGGUUCCAGGAGAUGAAAGAGGGAGUUGUUUAUAUGUUAAUGGCGUUACCGGUUGUGGCACUUCAAGCUCCUUUCAGAUAAUUAUUCUGAAGGAAAGCAAUGACUCUCGUACAAUUAAGUUGGAGCUUCCUUUGCCAGAGCAUUGUGUAGAUAUGGAAAUCCUUUCAAAUAGUACUGGUAGAAACAAACAUCUAGAAGAUGCUCUUUUGAUACUAUUAAAAUCAGGUCAUAUGCUUGUCUAUGACGAGUCUGAUAUUAAACGGUAUCUAUUUCAAUCUCAGUCUAAGUCACCCCCACCAAUCCCAAAGCAGGUAAAGGUAAAGCUCCCACUCAGUGAUUCAAGCAUCACAGUUGCAAAAUUUAUCUCGGACAAUUCAGUUUUCUCAAGUUCGUUAGUGGAGGGGCCAGCCUACAAAUUGCCUCCAUUUCUUCCUUUGGGUACAAAGUCAAAAGAUGGAAGAAGUUUGAAUUGUUCUAACUUUGGUGGAUUUACAAAGAUAAAAAAAUUGUACAUAACAGGGCACAUUAAUGGAGAUGUAAACUUUUGGGAUGCCUCAUAUCCAUUGUUCCAGAUGAUCUUAUCGAUAAAACUACAGACUCUGAACCCAGGCUCCGAUAUCUUGAAACAGAGCGAAGAAGAAAAUAAACUCAGGUGGUAUUCCUAUUACUGCAUUGGAGUUUGAUAUUGAUUCCGAGUUCUAGUCACUGGUGAUCAGGUUGGAACGGUUCACAUAUUUAGCUUCAAACCCGAUCAAUUUAUUGAAAAGGCCAAAGGCAACCCUUUAUUCAUCCGGGUGAAUUCAAAGUCAGGAUAUGAUCACGUCAUGGAAAGUGUUAAAGUUAUAAAGGCUCACAAGAGGUCCAUACUUUCCAUCUGCUUGAACUGCAGCUCAAAACGUCUUGUGGUUGGGUGUGAUGAAGGAUAUGUAUCACUGAUUGAUAUGGAAGGGCCAACUCUAUUAUCUCAAAAAUGCUUUUCAAGUGAGUCAUCCACUAGUAUAUUGGCCCUACAGAUGAGAAAAUACGAUCUUUGUGGUUCACAAAAAGAGGUUCUAUUUGUAGCCUUAGAAGAUGCUUCAAUUUUUGCACUUGAUAGCGACACCGGAGGUGUCUUAAGCGUCAACGGUAUUCGUCCUAGUAAGCCCACUAGAGCUGUAUAUAUGAGCAUCUUAGGUAGGCACGAUGCAUCUAACAAAGAAUCACACCCAUCAAGUAAUCCAGGAUUGCACCAAGAGCACUCCGUUCAGGAUACCAAAUCAGAGGCUUCAUUGUUACUGUUGUGUUCUGAAAAGUCUGUCCGUCUUUAUUCCAUAGCGCACAUAAUUCAGGGAGUGAAAAAGGUAUAUCUGAAAGAAAAGCUUCAUGGAACCUGUUGCUGGGCAUCAACGUUUUGUUCCAAUUCAAUUGUGGGCCUAAUGCUUCUUUUUACAAGUGGCAAAAUGGAGAUAAGAUCCCUCCCAGACUUAUCCCUCCAAAAAAUGACUUCAAUAAGAGGUUUUCCAUUUUGUGAUUCAAGAAGAAAAUCAAAUGCCAAAAGUUCAUUAUGCUCUUCAUCUGAAGGUGAAGUUGUUCUGGUGAAUGGAGAUCAAGAAAUUUUCUUCUUUUCAGUUUUGCCCAAAACACAUGCAUAUAGUCUUUUAGGGUCAUUCAAUGAAGUAUACAAGAAAAAUUUCAGCCCUCCUCAGGAGCACAUCUUUGUCAACAUCCCUCAGAAAGAAAAGAAGAAGGGUCUGGUUAACUCAAUUAUUCAAGAGAUUAAAGGCAGUAAGGCAAGGAAAUCUCAAGACUCUGAAGAUAUAGAAGCCUUGGUGAGUUGUGAACAACAAGAUCUUGCUGUUAUUUUCUCAACAUGUAACUUCCCUCCAGUUUCGGGGGAUGGAGAGAGAUUAGCUGCUAAUGGAGAUUAUGGUGACUUAGACAUAGAUGACAUAGAAAUUGAAGAUCAUGAUGAGAACACUCUCAGUCAAAAUGAUUCAACAUCAAAUAAGCACAAGUUGAGCAGCAAAUUUCAUGCCAUUAAAGGUAAACUGAAACCAAAGAAGACAAAGGAUGCAAACCAGGUUCCUAAGGAGGAGCACGAGGAAAGUAAGCCCCUUGGAACUGUGGACCAGAUAAAGAAGAGAUAUGGAUACGCUGUUUCAAAUGAUUCAAAUGCUCCCAAACUUGCACAAAGCAAGCUUGUAGAGAAUUUGCAAAAAGUACAGGGAAUCAACACACGAACGGCUGAGAUGCAAAAUGAUGCUCGAUCUUUCUCAGCUAUGGCAAAUCAGGUGCUAAAGAUAGCAGAGUAUGGAAGAAGGAGCUCAUGAGCCUUUUGGCACUCUUGUGCAGUGUAUAUAUAUUUUGUGGUGGAAUAUAGCUCUAAGUGUGAUGGGAAUGUGUAUAGUAAAUUGCUAUUUUUUAUCAUUCAUGAGUAUAGAAUCUAUGUGACUAAAAUUUGAAAUGUGUUCGUGUUUGUUUUCAGAAAAAUAAAUCAAUUUAUCACUGAAUGGAAAUCUUUUGUGGUAUUUAUU
Molecule: messenger RNA, 3595 nt
Organism: Amborella trichopoda
Lineage: Eukaryota; Viridiplantae; Streptophyta; Magnoliopsida; Amborellales; Amborellaceae
Gene: DAW1
Product: Transducin/WD40 repeat-like superfamily protein
Biological process (GO): Golgi to plasma membrane transport; exocytosis
Cellular component (GO): cytoplasm; plasma membrane
Molecular function (GO): myosin II binding; GTPase activator activity; syntaxin binding
Source: RefSeq, a predicted model, not a curated record